Messenger RNA from Aspergillus wentii DTO 134E9, 1851 nucleotides. RefSeq names its product E1 ubiquitin-activating protein ubaB. The transcript is spliced from 10 exons. Gene Ontology annotation, molecular function: SUMO activating enzyme activity. Bases 1 to 1851 code for a protein of 616 amino acids. Gene Ontology annotation, cellular component: cytoplasm; SUMO activating enzyme complex. Lineage: Eukaryota; Fungi; Ascomycota; Eurotiomycetes; Eurotiales; Aspergillaceae. Gene Ontology annotation, biological process: protein sumoylation. The record is from RefSeq and is a predicted model, not a curated record.
AUGGCUCGCGACGACUCGCUCAAGCGCUCACUCGGUACGCUGUCCAGGACCAUUAAAGAGUCGCGAGUGCUUCUCGUGGGCGCUGGCGGCAUCGGUUGCGAGCUACUCAAGAACCUCCUCCUUACCGGCUUUGGCGAAAUCCACAUAAUCGACCUCGAUACCAUUGAUCUAAGCAAUUUGAAUCGCCAGUUCCUCUUCCGCUUCGAGCAUAUCAAAAAAUCGAAAGCUCUGGUCGCGAAGGAGGUUGCACAUAAAUUCCAGCCCAGCGCAAAACUCGAGGCAUAUCAUGCAAACAUCAAAGAUACCCAGUUCAACGUGGACUGGUUUGGAACUUUCAAUGUGGUGUUCAACGCCCUGGAUAACCUCGAUGCUCGUCGCCAUGUGAACCGGAUGUGCUUGGCUGCCAACGUGCCGUUGAUUGAGAGUGGAACGACGGGGUUCAAUGGUCAAGUCCAGGUGAUCAAGAAGAGUCAAACCGAAUGUUACGAUUGCAAUUCUAAAGAAGUCCCGAAAUCCUUCCCCGUCUGUACCAUUCGCAGUACCCCCAGCCAACCCAUUCAUUGUAUUGUCUGGGCCAAAAGCUACCUCUUUCCUGAGCUGUUUGGCACUAGCGAGGAUGAGACAGAGGCUUUUGAUCAUACUGAGGAUUCUGAAAAUGCGGAAGAAAUUGCCAACCUCCGUCGGGAAGCGCAAGCGCUCAAAAACAUCCGUCAGUCGAUGGGCUCCGAAGAGUUCCAUCGGAAGGUCUUUGAGAAAGUAUUCAAGGAGGACAUCGAUCGUUUACGGGGCAUGGAAGACAUGUGGAAGACUCGCCAGCCCCCAGAGUCCCUGGACUUUGAUAAGGUAUCUGGUGAAUCAUCCUCCAUCGAGGCCUCAAUCUCCGACAAUGAUCAAAAGGUGUGGUCGUUAGCAGAAGACUUUGUUGUUUUCAAGGACAGUUUGGAUCGCCUAAGCAAAAGAUUAAAGACCCUCCAGGAAACAACUAAAGAGGGCGAUGCGCAACCUAUUCUAGACUUUGACAAAGAUGACGUUGAUACCUUGGAUUUUGUCGCAGCCAGUGCCAACCUACGAUCGACGAUUUUCGGAAUUGAACCCAAAUCAAAGUUCGAUAUCAAACAGAUGGCCGGUAACAUUAUCCCCGCAAUUGCGACUACCAACGCCAUGACUGCCGGUCUUUGCGUUCUGCAAGCCGUUAAGGUGCUGAAGAAUGACUUUGAAAAUGCUAAGAUGGUUUUCCUGGAGCGCUCAGGUGUCCGAGCAAUCAAUUCCGACUCCCUCAAACCACCAAACCCCAACUGCCCCAUCUGCUCUGUAGCUCAGGGAAGGAUCACCAUUGAUCCGGAGCGUGCAACUGUGAAUGAUUUGGUCGAGAGCGUACUCCGCCUUCAGCUAGGCUAUGGCGAAGAGUUCUCCCUCAACACUGACAUUGGAACUAUCUACGAUCCCGAUCUUGAAGACAACUUGCCCAAGAAGCUAUCAGAUCUGGGCGUGAAAGAUGAAAGUUUUAUUACGGUUGUGGAUGAGGAUGAUGAGCCACGCGUGAACCUUGAACUUGUUGUCAUGGUCCCUGAAAAAUCGGAAGCCCCCACAGAGGGCAAGAAGCCUGUGUCACUUGAGAAGGUCAUUGACAUUCCACUAAAGCCUAAGACCCCGGCACCUGUCAGUGAACCUGUGAAUAUCACUCCCGCCACCGAAGCCGUCACAGGCAAACGGAAGGCCGAAGAAGCCGGUUUGAGUAACGGCCAUGACCGAGCGAAACGCGUUGCGAACGGCUCUGCUACAGAUGGAGACGGAGCAAAUCCUAUUGUCUUGGACGAGACGGAUGGAGGAGCCAUCUUGAUUGAUGAUUGA